AUGUCUCUUUCGAAACUUAUCGGCUUCACAUACUCAAAGUCUCUCAUCUACUUUCUUCUUUUUACUGUCACAUUCUCGAUUUUUUCUUUUUCGCAACAAUCUUUUGUUCUCGGAGGGAGAUUCCGUCCCAGAUUUUCACUCGAGUUCAUAGACUUUAGAGAUCAGGGGAUGAGGUUGGCGAAGGAAGUUCAUCUAUGGAGUGUUUUACAAGGUGCUUUUGGGAUUGCUCAUAAUUCCUUCGGAGGGACUCUCGAAACUAGAAUCUGGGUAUAUACCCUUGGUGUCAUGGUAUCUUUUGCAUUACUUAAAUCCUGGGUUGCGAUUAGACAGAAAAGAAUUGCAGAGCAUCGAGUUUGGGCUAUUAGGACUUGGGGGUGGACAGGCUGUGUAAGUCAAGACUAUUAUUCCCUCCUCUCUGCGCUCGUUCUCAAUUAUGGCCGAAAAUUCAAUCGAGCUCAUGUCUUUUAUCAAUCUUAUAUCAUUGUCAGGAACUAA
Messenger RNA from Botrytis fragariae, 495 nucleotides. Its product is annotated as putative microtubule associated protein. Bases 1 to 495 code for a protein of 164 amino acids. The record is from RefSeq and is a predicted model, not a curated record. The transcript has 2 exons. Lineage: Eukaryota; Fungi; Ascomycota; Leotiomycetes; Helotiales; Sclerotiniaceae.